AUGGCUUCUCCCGCCGUGGGCAAGCAGCCGACUCCUAAUACCCCCAAGACUCCCUCUAAGAUUACUGGAAACAAGGGGCAAAACACCCCUUCCAAACUCGGCCAAUCUGCUGCUUCCACUGGCCCGAUGAGCAAAGUCACGCAAGCUGGUCAGCAGUCUCAAGAGGGACUUGAGCAAGCUGCGCCGGAGCCUAUUGACGACGAUGACGACAACGACAACGAUGACGCUGUCGGCGGCGCUCAGAAGGAAGCAGAGCACGCUACUCCGGACACCGGCGACGUGGAUGCCGGCAAUGAAGCCGACGACGACGACAUUGCCGACGAUGCUACCGAGAAAGCCGGCCAGAUUGGAGAGUCUGCCGAUGAAACCACCACGGAUGACCAGCAGGAACAGCAACAGGACGAGCCCAAGGAGCAGAAGGGCAGCCAACAGCAACAGCGCGGCGGCGGCCUCUUGAAAGGCGCGCAAGGCCUGGCUGGCAAGGCUUCCGGCCUCGCGGGCAAAGCUUCCAAGAACGCCAGCAAGGCGGCCCAGGACCCCGCUGGUGCUGCUAAGGAUACGGCCAGUGAUGUCAAGGAGGGUGCUGAGGAUGCGGCUGAGGAUGCGCAGGCGACUGCUGAGGAGGGCCUUGAUGAGGCGCAGAAGGUGGCGGGCGAUGCUGCUGAUGAGGCUGGCGAUGCGGCUGAGGGUGCGCAGGAGCAGGCUGAGGGCGCGCAAGAUGCUGUCAAAGAGCAGGCCGAGGGCGCGCAGGGUACUGCUGACGAGCAGGCUGAAGGCGCUCAAGACGAAGCUGAGGAACACGCUGAAGGAGGCUUCCCAACCGACCUCCCCGAAGCACCCGAAGGCCUCUUGGAUCUCUCCGUCCUCAAAGGUCUGGAAGUGCAGUCCGACGGCACGGUGCAAAACAGCGAAGGCCAAGCCAUUGGUCGUCUUGCCGAAGGCGACGCCGAGGAUCUCGAGGGUUACCCCAUCGGUGACGGCGGGGAGAUUCUGGACGAAGAUGGCGAUCUUGUUGGACGCGUCGAAUUGCUUCCCGAUGAGAUCAAGAGACAGAUUGGCCAGGCUAAGGAAGAAGGCGCUGAGCUUCCUGAGGGUGCUGAUGAGUAUCUGAGCCAGAUUGAAGAGGAGGAAGCCGGCCCGCAGCUCCCAGGCCUCGACAUCAUGAACGGCCUCACGUGCGGAGUCGAUGGACUGGUUUACGACUCGGAAGGCAAUACCAUCGGUCAGGUCACAGAUGGCGAUCCGGAGCAAUUGCAGAACGCCACCCUCAACGAGUCCGGCGAGUUCAUCGACGAGGAAGGAAACGUCAUCGGCCAUGCCGAAAUCCACCCCGAGGCCGCGGAUCUCGUCGAGCAAGGCGUCUACCAAGCCGCCGAGGAUGCUGAAGGUGCCGCCGAGGAAGGUGCAGAAGGCGCGGAACAGCAAGCCGAAGGCAUCGAGGACGAACUUCCCGGCAUCGAAGCACUGGAGGGCAAAGAGCUCAACGAGUCUGGCGAGGUGCUCGACGAAGGCGGCAAUGUGCUUGCCGCUAUCACCGACGAUGACCUCAAGCAGAAGAUCGAGGACGGCGAGAUCGAUCCCUCCACUCUGCAGAUCAACGACGCCGGAGAGGUCGUUGACGAAGAGGGCAACGUGUUGCAGCAGCUGGAGCUCGAGCCUGGUGCUGCCGAGCGCCUUGGCGGCCAUCCAGUGCUGGACAUGCGCAUUCUUGAAGGCCGCAAGGUGAACAAGAAGGGCAAGGUUCUGGAUGAGGAUGGCGAGGAAAUUGGCGAGCUGCGCGAGGGCGAGAUCAGCGAGUGCCUUGGCAAGAAGAUCAAUGAGCGCGGCGAAGUUCUGGACAAGAAAGGCAAGCUUCUCGGUCGGGUCAAUGUUGUGCCUGGUGAAGCGGCGGAGAACGCCACCAAGGCUCUGCUCGAGGAACUUGGAGAGCUGGAGCAGGAGGGACCGGAUCUCUCCGUACUCGAGGGGUACAAGGUCAAUAAGAAGGGUAUGAUCUUGAAUGAGGAUGGAGAGCCGAUUGGACAGCUCGCCGAUGGUGAGCUUGAGCAAUGUGCCGGCAAGAAGGUCAACGACAAGGGCGAAAUCUUGGACAAAGAGGAGAACGUCAUCGGCCAUGUCACUCUUGUCGGACAAGAGGAAGAAGGAGAAGAGCAGGCCGAGGGUGAAGCCGAAGGCGAAGAGCAGGCCGAGGGUGAAGGAGAGACUGGCCCAGAACUCCCACCCUUAUCCACUCUGGAAGGCCUAACAGUCAACAAGUCCGGCAAGAUCCUCGAUGCCGACGGCAACAUCGUCGGCGAGCUCGUCGAAGGCGACGCAAAGAAGCUGUGGAAGUCAGGCGCCACCUGUGACGAGGAAGGCCAGUUCUGGGACGGCAAAGGCCAUGUCAUCGGCCGCGCGCAGACCUUGCCUCGUGAAGAUGCGGAAGAGGAGGCCCCGUUCGCCGGCCUCGAGGGCUUGCAUGUCGUUGCGGAUGGCUAUGUUCAGGACGAGAACGGCAACACUGUCGGCUACGUCACGGAAGGCGACGCAAAGAAACUCGUUGGCCGCGUCGUCGAUGAAGACGGAGAUAUCCUCGACAAGAAAGGGUCGGCUGUCGGUCAUGCUGAGCGCUUGCAAGAGGAGGAGGAACAACCGCAAGAGGAGGCUGCCGAUCUGUCGUUCUUGGCCGGCAAGACGGUCAACAAGGCCGGGCUCGUCAUUGGAGACGACGGCGUCCCGGUUGCUCGUCUCGUCGAGGGCAAGCCGAAGGAUCUGGCUGGUAUGGAGCUGGAUGAGCAAGGCCAGAUCUGGAACAACAAGGGCCACGUCAUCGGUCGAGUCGAACUCAUCCCCGAGGAGGAGCGCGAGGCCAAACCAGAGGGACCAUUCGCCGGUCUCGAAGGCCUCCGUGUCAUCGAGGGUGGUAAGAUUGCGGACGAGGACGGCAACGAGGUCGGAGAGAUUGUUGAAGGCAAUGCCAAACGCCUCAUUGGCCUCGCCGUUGACGAGGACGGCGAUAUCGUCGACAGAUACGGCAACGAGCAGCCCAUCGACAACAGCAUCUUGAGCGGCAAGACGCUGAACAAACAAGGCUACGUGGUCGAUGAGAAUGGCACGCCUUUUGGCAGACUUGUCGAGGGUGAUGCGAAAGAGCUUGCUGGUCGCCGGUGCGACGAGAACGGCAUCAUCUACGGCGACACUGGGAAGCAAAUUGGUCGCUGCGAGGCACUUCCUGAAGGCGAGCGCGUCGCUCGUCCCGAAGGACCCUUCGCUGGACUCGAAGGUCUUCGCGUCGUACAAGAAGGCUGGAUCGAAGAUGAGAAUGGCAAUCGCGUCGGACAGCUGGUCGAGGGCAACGCCAAGCGCCUGGUCGGCAUGGCCGUCGACGAGGAUGGAGACAUCAUUGACAAGUACGGCAACGUCAAGGGUCACGCCGAGCCCUACGAAGAGGCGGACGAGGAAGAGGUUGAUAGGUCAGCCCUUGCCGGUUGCCGCGUGAACAAGAACGGCAACGCAGUUGACUUUGGCGGACAGAUCAUCGGGCGGGUCGUGGAAGGCGACGUUAAGAACCUGAUCGGCAAGAAGGUCGAUGGACAAGGUCAGGUCUGGGAUGACUCUGGCAAUGUCAUCGGCCGUUGCGACCUGGUGUACGGCGAAGACACGUCGCCAGAAGGCCCGUUUGCUGGCUUUGACAGCCUCACCAUCAACAAGGAUGGCACCAUCUCCACUGCCGCUGGGGACGUCAUCGGGCGUGUUGUCGAGGGAGAUAUCAAGAAACUCAUGGGCCACAGUGUUGAUGAGGACGGCGACAUCACCGACAAGAACGGCAACGUGAUCGGCAAGGCUGAGAGGUGGGAGCCGGAAGAAAAAGAGCGUCGCGCCAACCCCAUGUCUGGCAAGCGAGUCAACAAGGAGGGCGAAGUGCGAGAUGAGAACGGAGAUCUGAUGGGAAGACUGACGAGCGGCGACCUCGGGCACUGCGUUGGGCAGGAGAUUGAUGACUCCGGGAACGUAGUGGACGUCGACGGCAACAAGAUUGGCGAAGUCACACUGAUCGAGAACAUUGCCGAGGACUACGAAGGGCCUUCGGAGGAGGAGUUGGAGGAGGCACGCAAGAGGGAAGAGGAGAGCGAGAUUGCCAAGAAGAUGUCGGCCAUCUGCCAGGACACGGUCGAGCGCAUGCAGCCCAUCUGCAAGCAAAUCACCGAGCACAUGGAAAAGGCCGAUCGCACGCCCAAGGAGGAGUUGGACGAAGAGGAGCUGGUCAACCAAGUGAAGCCGCUCAUCGAGGAGGGCGGCCGCAUCUUGCAAGAGUGCAAUGGCUCCCUCCGCGGUCUGGAUCCAGAUGGUCAUAUCGCCGCGCAAGCCAAGGGCCGUUCUGGCACGGGAGAAGCGACGCCAGAGGAGCACCGCCUGGCCGAAACGCUCAAGGAGCUGACCACGACGGUCGUAACGACGAUCGACAAUGCGAAGAAGAAGUUGAACGACAUGCCGCAUGCGAAGAAGAAGCUCAACCCCCUGUGGGGCCUGUUGACUCAACCGCUCUUCCAGAUCCUGGCUGCCGUUGGUCUGCUCUUGGCUGGCGUACUUGGUCUCGUUGGACAGCUCCUCAACGGGCUGGGCCUCGGUGGUCUCGUGAAUGGCCUCAUGGGUGGCCUUGGAAUCAACAAGCUCAUGGAGUCGUUCGGCCUCGGUGGUGGUGACAAGAAGAAAGGCAAGUCUGGCGGUGGGAGCAAGCUUAGCUCGCUACCGGUCGUUGGGGGUCUUUUGGGUGGUGGCAAGUAA
Molecule: messenger RNA, 4764 nt
Organism: Neohortaea acidophila
Lineage: Eukaryota; Fungi; Ascomycota; Dothideomycetes; Mycosphaerellales; Teratosphaeriaceae
Exons: 6
Coding region: 1-4764 (1587 amino acids)
Source: RefSeq, a predicted model, not a curated record